CCAUCAGCAUGUCUACAUGGUCAGCAGGCCAAGGACAGUGUCAUGAACACAGUCUACCAUCAGCAUGCAAGGACAGUGGUGAUCAACUGCAAGAUGGAGGAGAGAGAACAUCACUCAUGUGAUCAUUGCAGUAAUUCCAUGUUUUAUCCUUCUUUGCCAGACGCGACAUCAAAAUGGCGACACACACUUCCUGACACUAGAAGAAAUUCUGGAUGAGACCAAACUCCUUGACAUCGGCAUGAAACAGAAGCAGUGGCUCAUGACUGAGGCACUGGUCAACAACCCUAAGAUCGAUGUCCGAGAUGGCACUUAUGGCUUCAAGCCCAAGUACAACCUGAAGGACAAGAAGGCUUUACUGAGGCUGCUGGACAAACACGACCAGUUGGGCCUGGGAGGAGUUCUGCUGGAUGAUGUGGAGGAGGGCCUGCCCAACUCUGCUAAAGCCAUCAAGGUCUUGGGGGAUCAGAUCACCUUCGUGACCAGACCAGAUAAGAAGAAGAUCUUGUUCUACAAUGACAAACACUGCCAGUUUGUGGUGGAUGAAGAAUUCCAGAAGUUGUGGAGAAGUGUUCCUGUGGACUCCAUAGACGAGGAGAAGAUUGAGGAGUACUUGAAGAAGCAAGGCAUCUCCUCCAUGCAGGAGUCCGGACCAAAGAAAGUGCUGCCAGUGCACAAGAGGAAGAAGCAAGCGGGUCAGAGGAAGAGACACUUCAAGACCCACAACAACCACCUGGCAGGGGUCCUGGAGGACUACACCGAUGGUGUGCCUGCCAAGAAGUGAACAUUCUUCUCCUGUUCUGUGAACAACUACUACUUGCUGGCACGUGAGGGAAGAGCUGUCACUCAUCCUGCUCACGUGAUGGAAGAGCUGUCACUCAUCUUUCUAGCUCAACACUUUACCUACUUUUUCUUCAGCACCAAGGUGUGUGUGUGUGUGUGUGUGUGUGUGUGUGUGUGUGUGUGUGUGUGUGUGUGUGUGUGUGUGUGUGUGUGUGUGUGUGUGUGUGUGUGUGUGUGUGUGU
This is a messenger RNA of Entelurus aequoreus (snake pipefish), 1022 nucleotides long. RefSeq names its product general transcription factor IIE subunit 2-like. The record is from RefSeq and is a predicted model, not a curated record. Gene Ontology annotation, cellular component: transcription factor TFIIE complex. NCBI's taxonomy places the organism in Eukaryota, Metazoa, Chordata, Actinopteri, Syngnathiformes, Syngnathidae. The transcript is spliced from 5 exons. Bases 239 to 781 code for a protein of 180 amino acids. Gene Ontology annotation, biological process: transcription initiation at RNA polymerase II promoter.